This is a messenger RNA of Xyrauchen texanus (razorback sucker), 6312 nucleotides long. Its product is annotated as serine/threonine-protein kinase TAO1-like. Gene Ontology annotation, molecular function: ATP binding; protein kinase activity. The record is from RefSeq and is a predicted model, not a curated record. Gene Ontology annotation, biological process: protein phosphorylation; execution phase of apoptosis. Lineage: Eukaryota; Metazoa; Chordata; Actinopteri; Cypriniformes; Catostomidae. The transcript is spliced from 21 exons. Bases 500 to 3577 code for a protein of 1025 amino acids.
AAUAACUUUUACGGCCGGGCCGACAUUGAGCUCUGUGGAGCGAAACAGAGGGACUGUCACGUCUCGGGUGUUUACAGACAGCUCUCAUGGUGCUGGUUAGCGAGCUACCCACAUCAUUCUCCCGUGUUUUCCACGAAGGAAAGGAGGUGAAAACUACCCGCCGCCAUUUUUUGGAAGUGACUGACUGGGAGUGGGGAGUUAGCUGUAAACUGGAUAGAUUUGAAGGGCCCCAGCUGAUAUCGUUUAUAUUCCCCGUGAGUCAUCAUCUUUAGCGCUGUCAGUGCCGACGGGUUGGACGCUGCUAACUGGUGUGGGCUAAGUUAGCCACAUUAGCACAUUGAGGUUUUCUCUCGGAGUGCUCUCAAACCUGGCCUGGUGGACGGGUUUCAAUGCAUAUACUGCCUCCCUCUGGCAGAUGAGUAACCAGCAGGGCCUGACGCGUCGCAGUCGCACAGCCAGAUAGUCCUCUGGGAGUGCGGCGGGUCCCCUGGCUCGCAGCAUGCCCACCACCAACCGGGCAGGGAGCCUGAAGGACCCCGAUAUCGCAGAGCUCUUCUUCAAGGAGGACCCCGAGAAGCUCUUCACAGACCUUCGUGAGAUCGGUCAUGGCAGUUUCGGUGCUGUUUAUUUUGCCCGAGAUGUGCGGACUGCAGAGGUGGUGGCCAUCAAAAAGAUGUCCUAUAGUGGGAAACAGUCCAAUGAGAAAUGGCAGGAUAUCAUUAAGGAAGUCAAAUUCCUCCAGAGAAUACAACACCCAAACAGCAUAGAAUAUAAAGGAUGCUACCUGCGGGAACACACAGCAUGGCUUGUUAUGGAGUAUUGUUUGGGGUCAGCCUCUGAUCUCCUUGAAGUUCACAAAAAGCCUCUUCAGGAAAUUGAGAUUGCAGCAAUUACCCAUGGUGCUUUGCAGGGCCUUGCCUACCUUCAUUCCCAUAACAUGAUUCACAGGGAUAUUAAAGCUGGGAACAUCCUGCUGACCGAGCCUGGACAAGUCAAACUGGCAGACUUCGGUUCUGCCUCCAUCGCCUCUCCAGCCAACUCUUUUGUGGGGACACCAUAUUGGAUGGCCCCUGAAGUGAUUCUAGCCAUGGAUGAGGGACAGUAUGAUGGAAAGAUUGAUGUCUGGUCUCUUGGUAUUACCUGCAUAGAACUAGCGGAAAGGAAGCCCCCUCUUUUUAACAUGAAUGCGAUGAGUGCCUUAUACCACAUAGCGCAGAAUGAGAGCCCCACGCUGCAGUCAAGUGAAUGGACGGAUUAUUUGAGAAAUUUUGUGGAAUCUUGCCUUCAGAAAAUCCCCCAAGACAGACCACACUCUGAUGAUUUGUUGCAGCAUGCCUUCAUCCAGCGAGAGAGGCCAGAAUCUGUCCUGAUUGACUUAAUUUUGCGGACAAAAGACGCUGUCCGAGAGUUGGACAACCUGCAGUACCGCAAGAUGAAAAAGAUCCUCUUUCAGGAGGCCCACAAUGGUCCGACAACCGAGACCCAGGAGGGAGAUGAGGAGCCGGAGCAUGGUGCUGGGCGUACAGGCACAGUGAGCAGUGUAGGCAGUAACCAGUCCAUUCCCAGCAUGUCCAUCAGCGCAAGCUCUCAGAGCAGCUCUGUGAACAGCCUUCCAGAUGCUGCUGAUGACAAGAGUGACCUCGACCUGGAGAAGGACCACACUGUGAUGUCUAACAGUUCGGUUAUACAUCUCAAGCCUGAAGGAGAGGAAGUUUACCAUGAGGAUCCUGAGACAUGUCCUGAUCCUACAGAUGCCCUGGCAGCACCUGCCCAGCCCCCACAACGCAAGCACCAUCGCAACCGCGAGCACUUUGCCACAAUUCGCACAGCGUCUCUGGUGACACGGCAGAUGCAGGAACACGAGCAGGACUCUGAGCUGAGGGAGCAGAUGUCUGGUUACAAGCGCAUGAGACGGCAGCACCAGAAGCACCUUAUGGCUCUGGAGAACAAGCUGAAAGCAGAGAUGGAUGAGCACAGGCUGAGACUGGACAAAGAGCUGGAGGCCCAGAGAAACAGCUUUGCCGCAGAGAUGGAAAAAUUGGUGAAAAAAAACCAAACAGCCAUGGAAAAAGAUGCCAAGUUAUUUUCAACUGAUGAGAAGAAGUUCCAACAGCACAUUCAGGCCCAGCAGAAGAAAGAGCUCAGUAGCUUCCUGGAGUCACAGAAACGAGAGUACAAGCUACGCAAAGAGCAACUGAAAGAGGAACUCAAUGAGAACCAGUCCACCCCUAAGAAGGAGAAGCAGGAGUGGCUUUCAAAGCAGAAGGAGAACUUUCAGCACUACCAGGCAGAGGAGGAGGCCAACCUGCUCCGCCGACAGCGGCAAUACCUGGAGCUUGAGUGUCGCCGGUUUAAACGCCGAAUUGUUAUUGCGAGACACAAUGUGGAGCAGGACCUUGUACGGGAGGAGCUCAAUAAGCGUCAGACACAGAAAGAUCUUGAACACGCCAUGCUGCUACGCCAUCAUGAAUCCAUGCAGGAGUUGGAGGUGAGGCAGCUGGGUACCAUUCAGAAGAUGCGUACAGAGCUGAUCCGCUUGCAGCACCAGACGGAGCUCACCAACCAGUUGGAGUACAACAAACGCAGAGAGCGAGAGCUGCGCAGAAAACAUGUCAUGGAGGUCCGACAACAGCCCAAGAGUCUUAAGUCCAAAGAGCUGCAGAUCAAGAAGCAGUUCCAAGACACAUGUAAGAUUCAGACACGACAGUUUAAGGCUCUGCGUAACCAACUUCUGGAGACCACACCCAAGACUGACCACAAGCUCAUGCUGAAGAGAUUGAAGGAGGAGCAGACCAGAAAAUUAGCCAUCCUCGCUGAGCAGUACGACCAUUCCAUCAAUGACAUGCUGUCCACACAAGCUUUGCGUUUGGAUGAGGCUCAAGAGGCUGAGUGUCAGGUGCUAAAGAUGCAGCUGCAACAGGAGCUGGAGUUACUGAAUGCCUAUCAGAGCAAGAUCAAGAUGCAGACUGACGCGCAGCACGACCGUGAGAGGAAAGAGUUGGAGCAAAGGGUCUCGCUGCGAAGAGCUCUACUUGAGCAGAAGAUUGAAGAGGAGAUGGUUGCUCUUCAGAAUGAGCGCUCCGAGCGCAUCCGUAGUCUCUUGGAGAAACAGGCUCGGGAGAGCGAAGCUUUCGACUCUGAAAGCAUGCGUCUGGGCUUCAGCACAAUGGUGCUUUCCAGCUUGGCUUCGUCUGAUGGCCACAGCCACAGCUUCCCUGGGGCUCAGAGUAGCUGGGGCUCCCAGCAUGGUGCAAGCUCUCAGGGUUCACACUGGGGAGGUGGCUCAAUCAGCGGAGGGCACCAUGGUGGCAGCCAGCAUGGUCACCAUCACUACCACCCAGGCCAGAGCAGCUCUAUCCAGCAGCCCUGGGGUCACUGCCUGUCUUCGGGCGGGCCGCCUCCCUGGGGGCACCAUGGAUCUGAGGGCAGUCAGCGCCAGAGUGGGGGAGGUGGUGGGCUACGGAACAGUACCCAGGUGGUAAGGCGCCCCUCAGGGGGCCGCAGUGAGCAGGGGAUGAGUAGGAGCGCCAGCAUCGCCUCUCAGAUUUCCAAUGGCUCGCACCUGUCCUUCACGUAAGACCGCCUGCUGCUCUCCCACAACACCCAUCUUACAAUGACCCUGAAUGCCAUAGGGGAAGGGAUACAGGGGCACCAUGGUCAAAGGAGGACCUGGAGGGUAAAAAACAUUCUGCUUGCAGUCCUCUCUUUUCUACCCACUCCUUUAUUUUUGUCUCCUGAAAUUUUUUUUAUAUUCCUAGUAAGCACAAGAAGUAAUCCAUUGUAGUUCCACUUAUAAGAAUGUCAGCCAGAAGGGCAUGUAUAAGGUUCUGGAUGGUUUUUCGUUUUGUGGUGAUAUGAAUUAAUAUGAUGAAUUUAGAGAGGUUUCUGUUUUAGUUUGAUAUGAUAAAGUUAGUGAUGGUGAGAUUGAAUAUAUGAAUGCUGUGCAUUGCCUCUCACUGGUGAGAGGAAGAACUCUGGAGAUUGUAUGUAAGGAUUUUUAUCAUGAUCUUAUUAGCAGGUAGUUUUGGCUGUUUGUUUGUUGUCAGAGAGAGUGUGUGUAGAGUAUUUAUCAUUUCCUUCCUUAGAAAUAUAGAUACAAAAGAAAACAAUUGCAGUUAUAUGGAAUAUAUACAUGUGUGUAUAUAGACAGUAUACUGUAUAUACAGUUGAAGCCAGAAGUUUACAUACACUUAGGUUGAAGUCAUUGAAUCUGUGGAGUGGUUAAAAAAUUAGUUUUAAUGUUAGCAAACUAUAGUUUUGGCAAGUUGUUUAGAACAUCUACUACGUGCAUGACACAAACAGACAGAUUGUUUAACUUUUAAUUGAAUAUCACAAUUCCAGUGGGUCAUAAGUUUACAUACACUAAGUUAACUGUGCCUUUAAGUACCUUGGAAAUUUCCUGAAAAUGAUGUCAAGCCUUUAGGCAAUUAGCCAAUUAGCUUCUGAUAGGAGGUGUACUGAAUUGGAGGUGUAUUCCUCUGGAUGUAUUUUAAGGCCUACCUUCAAACUCAGUGCCUCUUUGCUUGACAUCAUGGGAAAUUCUAAAGAAAUCAGCCAAGACCUCAGAAAAAAGUUGUGGGAGCAAUUUACAAAUGGCUGAAGGUACCACGUUCAUCUGUGCAAACAUUAGUAUGCAAGUAUAUACACUGUUACCACGUAGCCAUCAUACCGCUCUGGAAGGAAAUGCAUUCUGUCUCCUUGAGAUGAACAUAGUUUGGUACGAAAAGUCAAAAAUAAAUCCCAGAACAACUGCAAAGGACCUUGUGAAGAUGCUGGUGGAAAUUGGUAGACAAGUAUCUAUAUCCGCAGUAAAAUUAGUCCUAUAUCGGCAUAACCUGAAAGACUGCUCAGCAAGGAAGAAGCCACUGCUUCAAAACCACCAUAAAAAAGCCAGACUACAGUUUGCAAGUGCACAUGGGGACAAAGAUCUUACUUUUUGGAUAAAUGUCCUCUGGUCUAAUGAAGCAAAAAUUUUACUGUUUGGCCAUAAUGACCAUCAUUAUGUUUGGAGGAAAAAGUGUGAGGCUUUCAAGCCGAAGAACACCAUCCCAACUGUGAAGCAUGUGGGUGGCAGCAUCAUGUUGUGGGGGUGCUUUGCUGCUGGAAGAACUGGUGUGUUUCACAAAAUAGAUGGCAUCAUGAGGAAGGAACAUUAUGUGGAUAUAUUGAAGACAUCGGCCAGGAAGUUAAAGCUUGGUCACAAAUGGGUCUUCCAAAUGGAUAAAGACCCCAAGCAUACCUCCAAAGCUGUGGCAAAAUGGCUUAAGGACAAGAAAGUCAAGGUAUUGGAGAGCAAUCUCAAAGCCCUGACCUCAAUACGAUAGAAACUUUGUGGGCAGAACUGAAGCGUGUGCGAGCAAGGGGGCCUACAAACCUGACUCCGUUACACCAGUUCUGUCUGGAGGAAUGGGACAAAAUUCCAGCUACUUAUUGUGAAAAGCUUGUGGAUGGUUACCCAAUACGUUUGCCCCAAAUUAAACUAUUUAAAGGCAAGGCUACCAAAUACUAACAAAGUGUAUUUUGUUAGUAACUUCUGACCCACUGGGAAUGUGAUGAAAGAGAUAUUAGCUGAAAUUAAUAAUUCUCUACAAUUAUUCUGACAUUUUUCCAUUCUUAAAAAAAGGAGUGAUCAUAACUGAGCUAAGACAGGGAAUGUUUUCUACGACUAAAUGUCAGGAAUUGUGAAUAACUGAGUUUAAAUGUAUUUGGCUAAGGUGUAUGUAAACUUCUGACUUCAACUGUACAUGUGUGUAUAUAUACAGUAUAUAUACACAACACACAUAGAUUAUAUAAACUAGGUUGGAUACCAGAAUGUGAAAGAAUCAAGCUUUUCAGUGCACUUGAUUUUGUUUAGUUUAGCUUAAUCUUUUAAAAAUACAGAAGGUGAUAUUAAUUAACACAAAGCACUAAUGUUUUAAAAUGUGUUAAACAGUAUGCUUUACCUUUUUUGUGCCACAAUACAUAUUAGCUGUGAAAAUAUACUGUGAAAUUCCAAGACAUUAGCAACCAGAAUUAUAUAUUUUGAAUGAUUAUUUUAUGAUGGCUGUAAUUGAUAAGAAUGAGUAAGGGGCCCAUGUAUGUCACCUUGCAUUGCCAUCCUUCCACAGGUCCAGAUAGCCAAAAACACAAGUCUGGGUGGGGAUGGAGAGUAGGGUGCCAUUUUGCUUUUAAAACUUAAGAAUAAAGCCUAAAAUACUGUUGUUUAAUCCCAGUGAAUGUAUUGACAAAUCUUGGCCAAAAGCACAUGGAUGGUUUUAAGAUAGGUGAGAGACAAAAGAUACAAUGUGGAGAUAUUUUAGAGGAUUUGUAAAC